AUGCGUUUCGAAAGCGAGAAUCUUGGACUGAAAUUCAUGGAAAAGAAAAAGACGAAACUCACGGUCGUCGGAAACGGCGAAAGACCGUAUUCUCUGAAAUGGCAUCGCAAUAUCAGUCUCGUCUAUACGGAAUGGGCUAAUCACUAUUUGGAAAAAGCCAACUAUUCCACAUUUGUACACGAUAUUCGUGUGGAUUUGUGUACCGGUGUUCUGCUGGCUGAUAUUAUCCAUUCGGUCGUUCAUCAACCUGUGCCGCUCCAAUUUACCGAUCCCCGCAAUACCGAACAAAAAAUAUCUAAUAUUUCCAAUUGUCUGGAUCUGCUACGUCAAUUAGGAGUGGAGGUGGAAAACAUUUCUCCCAAAGGUUCGUUGUUUAUCCCUGUAUCGCACCCCCAUUCAUUCACAGUACUCACUCGAUAA
Molecule: messenger RNA, 420 nt
Organism: Echinostoma caproni
Lineage: Eukaryota; Metazoa; Platyhelminthes; Trematoda; Plagiorchiida; Echinostomatidae
Source: the annotation of a GenBank genome assembly